Achroia grisella is the source of this 2344-nucleotide messenger RNA. RefSeq names its product tRNA (cytosine(34)-C(5))-methyltransferase (gene Nsun2). Gene Ontology annotation, cellular component: cytoplasm; nucleus. Gene Ontology annotation, biological process: tRNA methylation. The record is from RefSeq and is a predicted model, not a curated record. The transcript is spliced from 13 exons. Lineage: Eukaryota; Metazoa; Arthropoda; Insecta; Lepidoptera; Pyralidae. Gene Ontology annotation, molecular function: tRNA (cytidine-N5)-methyltransferase activity; tRNA binding. Bases 30 to 2219 code for a protein of 729 amino acids.
CUCUUCUGAUCUGUGUUUUACCCUACUGAAUGUUUAUGUUUAUUUCAACAAAUUUUUCACAAAUAAGAUUACAUUCUCUCGGAUUUUACUUAAGAAGAAUGGGUAGAAGAAAUCGUAACGUCAAUAAGUUUGCUCAACGUAAGAGAGAGCGAAGGGAACAGGAGAAAAAUCCUCAAGAGAAACCUGCUGGUGAUACACGUAAACAUUAUGAAGAUAUUGUCAGAGAAAAUGCUGCGUUUGAAGAAUAUUACAAGGUACAAAAAGUCUGCCCUGAUGAAGAGUGGGCAAUAUUCAUGAAGACAAUCAAGGAGAACCUUCCAACAGCAUUCCGCAUCACAGGCUCCAAGUGUGAGGCUGAUGCAUUGCUGAAGAUUGUCAAAAGUGAAUACUUCUCAGAGCUGCUAAAUGUGAAGCUCAAAGUUGAAGGGACUGAUGAAGAGGAAGAGAUUAAACCCAUAAAUUUACCAUGGUAUCCCGGUGGUCUCGCCUGGCAGCUACGCCUCUCGCGAACAGAUAUCCGCCGUAGUGAACCGCUGUAUCGCCUUCACAAUUUUCUGGUCGCGGAGACCGCGGCUGGUGGCGUGUCUCGCCAGGAGACCGUCUCCAUGAUUCCACCUGUUGUACUUGACGUUCAACCACAUCAUAAGGUAUUAGACAUGUGCGCGGCUCCUGGUUCCAAAACGGCACAACUAAUCGAGUUUCUACACGCAGAUGAAGAAAAAAUGCCCACUGGAUUUGUGAUGGCGAACGACGUCGACAACAGCCGCUGCUACAUGCUGGUACACCAGGCCAAGAGACUCAACUCACCCUGUAUACUCAUCACCAAUCACGACUCUGCUGUAAUGCCAUCACUACUCGUCGGUGAUGAACAGAAUCCUUCAGCAACCAAACAGUUGAAGUUCGACCGCAUACUAGCAGACGUGCCAUGCUCAGGUGACGCCACACUGCGCAAGAAUCCAGACAUCUGGCUCAAAUGGUCCACAGGAAAUGGGAAUAACUUACACGGGGUUCAAUACCGCGUGGCUCGACGAGGCUGCGAGAUGCUGGCCGUGGGCGGGCGGUUGGUAUAUUCCACUUGCUCCUUCAACCCGGUAGAGAACGAAGCUGUGGUACAUCGGAUACUGCAGGAGGCUGGCGACACACUGCGGCUGGUCGACGUCGCUGAUAUGCUGCCCGGCCUCAAGUACAAGAAAGGAAUGACCCACUGGCGUCCUGCAUCGAAAGACAUGGUGUUUUACGACAAAUAUGAAGAUGUACCAGAGAAGUGGCAGACGGUAGUGAGACCACAGAUGUUCCCGCCCAAACCCGAGGAUGUACACAAAUAUAACUUGGAGAGAUGCAUAAGAAUCCUACCCCACCAGCAAGACACUGGCGGAUUCUUUGUAGCAGUAUUCGAAAAGACUGCUCCAUUACCUUGGGAAAAAGAACAAAAGACAGAAAACAGCACAGAAGUCACAGAAGAGAAGAAAGAGCCGCCGAAAAAGAAACGAAGGAUGGGUGGCUACAGAGAAGAUCCAUUCGUAUUCUUCUCCGGGGACAGUGAGGAUGUGUUCCCGUCGAUAAAGGAGUAUUAUGAUUUGCAGCCGGACUUCGAUUCCACCUGCCUCUUGACCAGGUGUCAUGUAGGGAAGAAGAAGAAUAUAUAUUUAGUGUCGCCAAUAGUGAAAGAUGUAGUGCAAAGAAAUGAGACGAAUAUAAAAAUUAUUAAUACCGGUGUGAAAACGUUUGUGAGGUGUGACAAUAAGAAUAUGGUGUGCCCAUUUAGGUUAUCUCAGGAAGGUCUGCAGAGUAUAUCGCCGUCGAUAGGCCCUAAACGGCGGCUUAGGAUAUUGAAGGAAGAUCUGAUUCUGGUACUACAGAAUGACAAUCCCAGUAAUCCACCCGACAUCAAGCUGUUCAGUGAACACACGCAGGAGCUGGUCAAAGACUUCGCAACUGGUAGCUGUGUUCUCGAAUACCGAGAUAGCGAGUCCAGCCUGGAGUUGACACUAGUCGGAUGGCGAGGGGUGCAUUCUCUCCGCGCCUACACCGCCACGCCGGACACCGUCCACUAUUUGAGAUUGUUAGGAGCUGAUUACAGCAAAUACGACAUAAACAAAUUUAAAAAGGCAUCAGAUGUACCAGCGACGGAUGCGGUCUCUGUAGAAGUAUCUGAAGUAUUACAGUCUACAAGUUUGGAAGAAAAUGGCGCGAAAAACGGUGAAAACAUAGACGAAUGAAGCACAGACUAUAUCUAGUUAGUGGAAAUUUAAUAUUUAUUAACUUUGUGCAUUUGUAAUAAUGUGAUUUUUUAUGUAUUUCAAUGAUAAUAUUUACCAAUAAGUAAUACAGUUGUGUAUUUAUU